GUGAGUGACGUCAUUUUUCGGUGCCGGAACGGUUGCAUGUUAGGGAGCUGGAGGUUUAUUCAUUUGUUUGGUUGACAGUUUUAGGAAAGAAGUGAGACAUGAUCGAACAGAACAAGCGGAAAGGGCUGGAGCUGGUACCGGUGGCGGCGAAAAAGCCGCGGAAUGAAGUGGUGGCGACGGGCCCACCCAGAUCAUCCAGUCUCCAAGCUCCUAUUAUGCUUUUAUCUGGACAUGAAGGAGAAGUUUACUGCUGCAAAUUUCAUCCCAAUGGACUGAAUUUGGCGUCGGCAGGAUUUGACAGGCUAAUCCUUCUCUGGAACGUUUAUGGAGACUGUGAUAACUAUGCAACAUUAAAGGGUCACAGCGGGGCAGUGAUGGAAUUACAUUACAAUACAGACGGCAGCUUGCUGUUUUCUGCUUCAACUGAUAAAACAGUUGCAAUUUGGGACUGUGAGACAGGCGAGAGAGUGAAGCGUUUGAAGGGGCACACCUCAUUUGUAAAUUCCUGUUACCCCGCCAGACGAGGUCCUCAACUAAUCUGUACAGGCAGCGAUGAUGGUACUGUGAAGCUCUGGGACUUUAGGAAAAAAGCUGCAGUGCAGACCUUUCAAAAUACAUAUCAGGUUUUGUCUGUCACAUUCAAUGACACCAGUGACCAGAUCAUUUCAGGAGGGAUUGAUAAUGACAUAAAGGUUUGGGAUUUGAGACAAAAUAAGCUGAUGUACACAAUGCGAGGACAUGGAGACUCUGUAACAGGCCUGAGCCUCAGUUCAGAAGGUUCUUACUUGCUCUCGAAUGCUAUGGAUAAUACAGUACGUGUAUGGGAUAUUCGUCCUUUUGCCCCAAAAGAAAGAUGUGUGAAGAUCUUCCAAGGAAAUGUGCACAAUUUUGAAAAGAAUUUACUGCGCUGUUCAUGGUCUUCUGAUGGCAGCAAAAUAGCAGCAGGCUCAGCAGACCGAUUUGUCUAUGUUUGGGACACUACAUCUCGCAGGAUUUUGUAUAAACUUCCAGGCCAUGCUGGGUCUGUCAACGAGGUAGUCUUCCACCCUGAUGAGUCUAUUGUUCUCUCUGCUUCCAAUGACAAACGACUUUACAUGGGGGAAAUACAGUGAACCACACAUAUGCGUUUUAUCCCUUUAGUUUAGGUUCACACACAGCAGAUUUGUUGCAGAAAUUUCUGUGAUUGUUCAAACAUCUGAAUGCGGUUUAUUAAUUUAAACAUACAUGUUGCGUAAACAGCCCCAUUCAGAUGUAAUAAUUUUUGCAGUAAUUCUGCCUUGUGUGAAAAUGUUUACUGUGGAGUGGGAAUCAUACGUUUAUUCACUGCUUCCCAGGUUCAUGAUGUUCAUCAUGCACAUGUACAAAGAUCAGUGAGAAUGAGUAUUGUUGUGAAAUGCACAUU
This is a messenger RNA of Bufo bufo (common toad), 1402 nucleotides long. It is a transcript of the gene SNRNP40, whose product is annotated as small nuclear ribonucleoprotein U5 subunit 40. The record is from RefSeq and is a predicted model, not a curated record. Bases 99 to 1112 code for a protein of 337 amino acids. Gene Ontology annotation, molecular function: RNA binding; protein binding. The transcript is spliced from 10 exons. Lineage: Eukaryota; Metazoa; Chordata; Amphibia; Anura; Bufonidae. Gene Ontology annotation, cellular component: catalytic step 2 spliceosome.